Salvelinus namaycush (lake trout) is the source of this 1281-nucleotide messenger RNA. Its product is annotated as leptin receptor overlapping transcript-like 1. Lineage: Eukaryota; Metazoa; Chordata; Actinopteri; Salmoniformes; Salmonidae. The record is from RefSeq and is a predicted model, not a curated record. Gene Ontology annotation, biological process: late endosome to vacuole transport via multivesicular body sorting pathway; negative regulation of growth hormone receptor signaling pathway. Gene Ontology annotation, cellular component: endosome. The coding region runs from base 86 to 481 and encodes 131 amino acids. The transcript has 4 exons.
UGAAAUCGUAUGCACGGACUGUUUGAUCCAGUAGCAAGGGUGUAUUGUUGUCGUGGACUGUGUGACAAGUUUAUGUCCUACAGAAAUGGCCGGAAUUAAAGCUCUGAUCAGCCUGUCCUUUGGUGGGGCCAUUGGACUCAUGUUCCUGAUGCUAGGAUGUGCCCUUCCAGUGUAUGAUAAAUACUGGCCCUUGUUCCUCCUCUUCUUCUACAUCCUCGCCCCAAUCCCUUACGGCAUUUCCCGGAGAAUUGUUGACGACACAGACUCGACAAGCAACGCCUGCAAAGAGCUGGCUUUAUUUCUCACAACAGGCAUAGUGGUUUCAGCUUUCGGCCUGCCAAUCAUUUUCGCCAGAGCCGAUGUUAUUGCCUGGGGAGCAUGUGCGCUUGUGUUAACAGGCAAUGUAGUGAUCUUCGCAACCAUUCUGGGAUUCUUCUUGGUCUUCGGAUCAAACGACGACUUUAGUUGGCAGCAGUGGUAAAAUUGGGAGCGUGAGGUUGGGGACUAAGUCUGAACUGUUUAUAUUACUAGAAUUGUUAUUAUUAUUGUCAUUAUGAUUACUAUUAUUGUUGUUUGUUGUAUAUUUAUGACCUCCCAUCCAUAGACACAUUAAACCAGUGCAAUAAUUUGAUUUAACUGUCAUGUGGCACGUCAGACUGACUUCAGGUGGAUGUGCUGACUUUCCUUUGUACUUUAUAUUUGCUCCAUGUUUGAGUCUUCUCCAUUUAUGUACUGUACAGGUUUAUCUUUUGAGAGUCAAAAUCUUUAUAAUGUUGAAAUCAUAAAUGUCCAUCUUAUCUGUGAAAAUGCAAAAAUGUCAAACUUAAUGUAAACCUGGAGUCAGAUUGACCUAUGGGAGGGAUUGUGAUUGUCUGAAAGGUGGAAGCUUUUCCUGUGACAAAGAUAUCUAUCUAACUGACAAAUGUUGUUACUCCUUUGGGAUUGAUGGUGUACAAUAGCGUGCUGGUCAGUCUUGAGGAAAGUUUCUCCCUCCAAGUGCUGACAGCACAGGAUAUUUUGUAUGGAGUAUGUGUUGUUUUUGAAGAGCAUAUUGAAAGCUGUGGGCUUUAGUCUCUCAGAUCGAAACCGUUCAAUACUAACGUACAUACAGCGUAUAUUGAUAUAAUACAUUAUACAAUGCACUGUCGCCUAUUGCAGUGAUCAAUUCUAAUGACUCGGCUAUUCAAAUACGUUAAUUUGAUACUGGCCUCUUGUGCUUUGUUGUUAAGCCUUGUCUAGCAUAUUCUGUCCCUUUUGAAAAAUGUCUAGAAAUCAUUGUAA